Messenger RNA from Puntigrus tetrazona (Sumatra barb), 3259 nucleotides. RefSeq names its product mitogen-activated protein kinase kinase 2a (gene map2k2a). The transcript has 11 exons. The coding region runs from base 482 to 1675 and encodes 397 amino acids. NCBI's taxonomy places the organism in Eukaryota, Metazoa, Chordata, Actinopteri, Cypriniformes, Cyprinidae. Gene Ontology annotation, biological process: protein phosphorylation. Gene Ontology annotation, molecular function: ATP binding; protein kinase activity. The record is from RefSeq and is a predicted model, not a curated record.
ACGCUUCCUCUUGGUUGGAUAGCGGCUUCCUGGCCGGACUUUUUUUCCCCCUCCUUUUUUUUCUUUGGGGGAAAUUUCAACUUCUGUUUUCGCGGGUCCUCUGGGCCGAAACAAUUUAGGACAGCGUUUCGCGGUCGGUCCUGUGGUCACGAACGACGGGCCUGCCUUGUCUUUUGCCGCCUUUUGUCUGUGGGAGCGCUCUCGAGUCAGAGGCCGCCUCGAAGGGACGUUCCAGCGAUGAACGCGCUGAAAUAAACUGCAUUUCUUUCACUUUUGCGCCUGUGGCACUCGCUCUUUCCACUUGACACCUAAAUAUUAUUUGCUGCAGCUGCCGGGGACAUGCCUGGGUGUUGAAGUUGGGGGCUUGCGAAUCUCAGAAACUUCUAUAGGCACAACUGCAAGGGUUUGUGUAGCAAUUUGAAGGAUUGGAUGUCAGCAGGGACAACCUGAUUGUUCUCUUUGAAACAGAUAAUAGGUAACUAUGGCACCAAAAAGAAGACCGGUCCCCUUGAUCAUAACCCCCACAGGAGAAGGACAGUCAACCAACAUAGAUGCAGCAGCAGAGGCCAACCUGGAGGCCUUGCAGAGGAAGUUAGGGGAGCUGGACUUGGACGAACAGCAAAGGAAGAGGCUUGAGGCUUUCCUCACCCAGAAAGCCCAAGUGGGUGAGCUUAAAGAUGAAGAUUUUGACCCCAUAUGUGAACUUGGGGCAGGAAACGGUGGGGUGGUCCACAAAGUCCGUCACAAACCCUCAAGACUCGUCAUGGCGAGGAAGCUUAUACACUUGGAAAUCAAACCAGCCAUCAGGAAUCAGAUCAUACGAGAGCUGCAGGUCCUACAUGAGUGUAAUUCACCAUACAUUGUGGGGUUUUACGGCGCCUUUUACAGCGACGGAGAAAUCAGCAUCUGUAUGGAGCACAUGGACGGGGGUUCUCUGGAUCAAGUGCUGAAAGAGGCCAGGAGAAUACCUGAAGAAAUCUUGGGCAAAGUUAGCAUAGCCGUACUCAGAGGUCUGGCAUAUCUUCGGGAGAAACACCAAAUAAUGCACAGAGACGUUAAGCCCUCCAACAUCCUGGUGAACUCGCGUGGCGAGAUCAAACUGUGCGACUUUGGCGUGAGUGGCCAGCUCAUCGACUCCAUGGCCAACUCCUUCGUUGGAACACGGUCGUACAUGUCGCCGGAGAGACUCCAGGGCACACACUAUUCAGUUCAGUCGGAUGUGUGGAGCAUGGGCCUAUCACUGGUUGAGCUGGCUAUUGGACGCUACCCCAUCCCCCCUCCCGAUGCCAAGGAACUGGAGGCCAUAUUUGGCCGGCCAGUGCUGGACACAGGUGGGGCAGAAGGCCACAGCAUGUCCCCAAGACCAAGGCCUCCAGGACGACCAGUUAGCGGACACGGAAUGGACAGCAGGCCAGCCAUGGCUAUAUUUGAGCUACUGGACUACAUUGUCAAUGAGCCACCACCCAAGCUGCCCCAUGGCGUCUUCACCACUGACUUUGAGGAGUUUGUGACGAAAUGCCUCAUUAAGAACCCGGCUGACAGAGCUGACCUUAAGAUGCUAAUGGGCCACACGUUCAUCAAGCGGGCCGAGGUUGAGGAGGUGGAUUUCGCUGGAUGGUUGUGUAAAACCAUGGGCCUUCACCAGCCCAGCACACCCACUCAUAGUGCUGAAUGAACGCUGGCUCACAGCGUAGCCGCCCAUGCCAUCCUCAUCCUCUGCUCUACUUCUCUCCUUUUUACUCUCACAGGCCUGUAUGCUUGUAGCCUCGACACACCGCUGUGCGCUCUUUUUGCCGUUCUCUGCUUGCUCUUCCCUUCCACCGCGGUGCGUUCUGGGGCAAUGUUUUAUGAGAGCUUCUGGUGUUGGAACACAGUCAUUUGAAUGAAUAUGGAGAUUAGAGUCACUUAAGUGGAGUGGCUGUAUUUUUAAUAACCACAUUAUUCAGGAAUGUCCAAAUUGGUAAAAAUCACCUAGGUUUUUUUUUUUUUUUUUUUUUUUUGUGUAACUACUAUUUCAUUCGUUUUAUGAUGUUUUCGAUUACCUUUCAUGGUUGGUUUAUUAAUUCAUUAUAUUAUGAGUGGGGGGUUUUUUUUCCGCUAAAGCGCUAUUCUUUGGCAGUUACACUGUGUUAAAGUGGAUAGCUUGGUUGAAAGGCAAACGUUUAAUUGAGAAUCGACUGCUGUUUGCAUCCAAAAGAAAAAAACCAAAGAGGGAUACUGCGGAUUAUGGACGUUGUUUUAUUUAAAAGAUGAUUAUAAAUGCAAGAUGACCAAAUUGGCAACGCUCAAGAGCAUACUUACAGUUUUUCGCUUGUGCAUCGCACUGCUAGCACACGGACAAGUACUCCAUCAUGCCAACCAAUGGCCAUGCUGUAAGUUUGCACGCAUUAUUAAAAAAACACAAGCUAAAUUAGAGUUCCUGUAUCAGAUGCCCUUUGUUCUAAUGCUGUGCCUGUGGAAAAGACCAGCCAUUUAGUAUUAUCUAUAGUAUAAAUCUAUACUUUUUUUUUUUUCUUUUUUUGAGGAGAUGGGGGUUGGGAGGUGGUGCUUGAACGGUUUUCUUAAAUCUUACUUAUUUUUCCAACUUAAAAUCAUCUCCAGAAGGGUAUAUUUGGGAAGAAUUAUUGCGCUUCAGUGUUUAUUUUUAAAUGAAACAUAGAAUUUUUUGGUUUCAAGUUUAAAUACAGCCAGGGUUGCAUCUAUCUUUACAGUGCUUUAACAAUAGGCCUAAUUAAUUUAAAACACAUCAAGAUUUCAAAUAAGACCACGAUAGGUACACUCAUAGUCUGGUCUUAUAAAGUGCAAAGUAAUGUCUCAGGCCACCAUGUACAGUGCUAUGCAGAUCAAAUGAACCUCAGCAGAUAUUGCUGUAUUAGUAGGUCUUAUAAAAACACGGGUGUUACAGAUGGGCAUUGUGAAGUGUGGCUAAAGCCCACUUGCUCUAAAUAGCUUUUUUUUCCUCUUUCUCUAGUACUUUUCAGUAACAUUGAAACUGUAUUACACACUGGCAUUCAGCUCCGACCAAGUGAAUGCAUCGCCACACGCUGUAUAAAAUAUAUGUACAGUACAAAUGGUACUGUUUUCAGUCUUAAAAUAGCUUUUUAUUUUAUUAUGUUUUUGGUUUGGGUUUUUUUUUCUUUUUCUUGUUUUGAUUGUUUUCGGACUAGUUUAGUGAAGAGGAUAUAAGUCAUUUUAUUACCAUAUGGAAUGUGUUGAAUACAGUUCUAAUAUAAAAAUAAAACUUAUUUGUGAAGGAUUA